Lathyrus oleraceus (garden pea) is the source of this 1134-nucleotide messenger RNA. RefSeq lists its product as uncharacterized. The transcript has a single exon. Lineage: Eukaryota; Viridiplantae; Streptophyta; Magnoliopsida; Fabales; Fabaceae. The record is from RefSeq and is a predicted model, not a curated record. The coding region runs from base 1 to 1134 and encodes 377 amino acids.
AUGGCCGAGGCAUUCCUCAAGCACUAUCAGUACAACACUGAUAUGGCACCUAAUCGCACGCAGUUGCAAAAUCUGACUCAGAGGUCUGAGGAGUCCUUCAAAGAGUAUGCCCAGAGGUGGAGGGAAUUAGCUGCUAGGGUACAACCCCUAUUGCUAGAAAGAGAACUGGUAGGCAUGUUUAUGGGAAACCUGCAAGGUCCAUACCUUGAUAGAAUGGUAGGGAGCACCUCUUCGGGCUUUUCCGACCUAGUCUUAUCCGGUGAAAGAAUAGAAAAUAUGAUUAAAAUGGGAAAGAUCCAGAACUCUGCCAGUACUUCUAGUGCGUCGAAGAAACCUUUUGUUCCCUGCGGUAAAAAACGAGAAGGCGAGACCAAUGCCGCCUCCAUCAUUCGAACAAGAAAUCCCAGCUAUCCACAAGUAGCCGCCAUAGCUCCCGUCCAACCAAGUCAACAACAACCAUUUGCAAUUCCUGUUCAAACUCAACAACAACAACGGUAUCAACAAGAACCGCAAUGUCAACAACCACAGUAUCAACAAAAACAACAAAGGAUGCGAAGGCCCGAGAGAAGAUUUGACACAGUUACCAUGCCUUAUAGCCACAUUCAUCCAUAUUUAUUGAGGGGAUCACUUGUACAACUAGGGGAGUUAGGACCCCCACCAACGGUUCUUCCUCCCUGUUAUGAUGCAAAUGCCCGCUGUGAAUUUCAUUCUGGCGCUCCUGGGUAUUCGAUCGAGAAUUGUAAAUCAUUAAAGUACAAGGUUCAAGAUCUUAUUGAUUCUAAUGUAAUCACGUUCUCUCCCAAGAGGCUGAAUGUAAAUAAUAACCUGAUGCCCCCUCACAACAAUGCAUCUGUGAAUAUGAUGGAAGCUGAAAAUAGAAGGAGAUUGAUGUCCUGUGUGGACGAGUUAAAAACACCACUCAUCGAGAUCAAGAAUGCUUUAAUGAAGGAUAAUUCCUUUCCCAUCUGUAGCAAUGACUGUGAACACUGUCUGAUUAACCCGCAACGAUGUAGAACGUUGAAGUCUGUCAUACAACAAUUAAUGGACCAAGGGAUCUUGGUGGUAGACUGCCCGUCCACAAAGGAAGAUGUGUCUACCCUCGAGAUACCAUACGACAAAGUCCCUCCUCUGUAA